AAACAAUCACACACAAACACACACGUUGAUGACGUAUUGCUGCGUAAGUACAGAGGGCUUUUCCGGUCGUGUUGUGAAACAGGUUUUAGGCUUUUCUUUUUCGGUGAAAGUUGUUAAAGUAUAAUUUCAGCGGGGUUGGGGUUGAGUGCCGGGACUAGUUUGGUGUGUUGGAGGGACAGUCUGUAUUCCUCCGCUUCUGUGUGAGUGUUGGAGCAAAAAGACCCGGAUGGACUGUCAUGGCCGCCGUGGCUGUGUUCCUCAGAGAGGAGGAGGAGGAAGACUGUCGGUGAAGCUGUGUGUGUUUCAGCCGCAGCUUUAAUGUCCGCCGCUGACGGGACGGAGGAUCUACCUGUUCACACUUAAGGGUAUGGCUCGAUUAAUUUACUAAAACUUUGAGCGUGUUGGCUCCAUUACGGUGUGAGAUAAGUGCUCAUUAAACUCCAUACACACUCUUACACACUCACAGGGAGCAGCAUUGGCUCUCAGAGCUCAAUGUUAUAACAUACACACAGUCUCAGGUCAGUUUAACAGACACAGAGUGAGUUUGCUUUAACUACGGUCAGUUUGAGUGUGUGUGAGGCGUUUACUGACGCUGCCUUCAAACGCCUUUAAACUUCACACACUCACACACACACUCACACACACGCUCUGUCUGCAGGAUGGAGGGAUGGACACCCUAUCGUUACGGUCCACACUGUCUCUGUGUGUUGUCGUCUUGGACUGGGACGGUCCCGCAUUGUCCCCGAACUGGUCUGGUGUCAGUCCUGGCGCUUUUAGUGUUGGUUCAGUGUUCAGGUUCUGAGUACAGAUGCGUCGCAGACUGUCCAACUUUUCUUUUACUCUGCAGCCUCGUCUGUUUUUGAGCGUGGUGCAGUUUACCUGUGCAGGUGUGCACCCCUGUCCGUGUGCAUAAUGUUUACUUUGAUGGUCAUUAAAUCUCAGAGCUGCAGUUUAAUUUUAUUAAACAGUGUCCUGCAUGUUUUUUUUACAGUGAGAUGUUAAAGUCAUUUAAAAUAAGCUAUUUGUAGCUUUUAUGACUAAAGUUGCAGCAGAAGGGAUGUUGAAUUUGUAUCUCAAACGAUGUUGAAUUAAACGUUGUUACAAUGUAGUUAAGUCUGAUCUGUCAUAGUCACGGCAGCCAUUUUUUUCUCCAACAUGGCCGCCGCUGUGUAGAUAGAUUACAGAGAGCAGUGAACUCAUAAUCCCUGAUGAAGACUAUUGAGGAGGAAUGAUGGGAGAUUUAAUGUGUUGAAAACAAAGUGUGUGUGUUUGUGUGUGUGUGUGUGUGUGUGUGUGUGUGUGUGUGUGUGUGUGUGUGUGUGUGUGUGUGUGUGUGUUAAGAUAAACAUCAACUUUGACAGAAAGUAGUUUCAUGACAUAAACACAGAAAUUUAAUUUUUUUGGAGUCUAAACCUUUAAUGAACUAUGAGAUUUUACGCUUGUGAUGUGUUAAUGUUCCCCUCAAAACAUCUAGUGGACAUGUUCUACAAAAUGCAUAUUGCUGAUCUUUCUCUGAGACCAUGUAAUACUCCCCCUCUGCACACUUUCAUCCAUGUUUGAUCAUGAGAAUAAUCAGUUUGUUGAGCAGGACGCUUCUGCCCAAUAAAAAAAUCUCUGGAUUGGUUGUAAAGGUGUAACAGCUUUCCAUAUUUACAUCACUGUGAUGAAGAUAGUGAUAGGGUGCUGAAAGAUACAGAUAAACAUCAGCUACCAGUGUGAUGAUGUCUGUCAGCAGGGUUAAGGUAUGCUCAUACUGAUGUUCAACCAUCUCUUGGUGCAUCCCCAAUUAAAGCUCCUGUGAGAAACAUUUGGUUUGUGUCAAUUUUUGUGCCACCUGUGGACAAACCAGUCUUCGCUUAGCUUGUUCUUCACAUGCUUAAGUUGUGUCUUUUCACAGAAACCUGUUGAUAGUCAAAUAUAGAGCGAGAUGAUUAAUAAGCUCUGAAUUUCAAUUGUAAAUUUGCCCCCAUGAUCAUAAAAGUAUUGUCAUGGAGACUGAAUGAUAAUUGUGCUGCCUUCUUUGAUGCCACCAUUAUUUCUCGUUCAACGCAUUCUCUCACUCUUCCAAGCUCCGAUAAGCUUUAAUUAAUGUUAGACAAAGUUUGGGAGUAUGAGGAUGCUUUGGCCCCUGCAAAGAUUUAUGGUGGACUGCUUUAUCUUCAACAUGAUGUGCAGCAGCCAUUAAAAAGGUGGUGAGAGGAGAGGAGAGGAGGUAGAGGAGCAGAAAGAGGAGAGAGAAAGAGCAGGUUGAGGUGCAGAAGGGGGAGAGGAGAGCAGGUAGGAGGAGAGAGAGGAGCAGAAAGAGAAGAGAGAAAGAGCAGGGAGAGGGGCAGGAGGAGGGAGAGAAGAGCGGGAAGAGGAGCAGAAAGAUAAGAAAGAAAGAGCAGGAAGAGGGGCAGGAGGGGGGAGAGAAGAGCGGGGAGAGGAGCAGAAAGAGAAGAGAGAAAGAGCGGGAAGAGAGGCAGAAGGGGGGAGAGAAGAGCAGGGAGAGGAGCAGAAAGAGAAGAGAGAAAGAGGAGGAGAGAGGAGAGCGUGAGAGGAGGAGGGGGAGAGCGGAGAAGAGCAGGAACAGAAGAGAAAAAGAGCAGGGAGAGGGGCAGGAGGACGAGAGAGGAUAGCAGGGAGAGGAGCAGAAAGAGAAGAGAGGAGAGCAGGGAGAGGACAAAGGGGAGGUGCAGGAGAAGGCAGGUGGAGAGAGGAGAGCAGAGACAGGAGGAGGAGAGAGGACAGCAGGAAGAGAAGCAGGAGGAGGAGAGCAGGGAGAGGAGCAGGAGGAGAACAAGGUUGGCUGCAAUUCUCCAAACUAAGCUACGAAUGAACAAUGCUGCAGGGGAAUAUGAACUCAUGCUCCCUUCUGGUUGAACCACCAAGUCUUCGUGGUUUGGGUAGUUUCUUGAACACAUUCAUCUCUAGGGAUGGUUCAAUUUUCUUUAAAUGUGGAGACUGACUUUCCAUCAACAAUUCUUACCUUUAGUUUUCAUUCUUGCAUUAAAGUAUAGGCUUUUUAUGUUUUGAUUUGUAAAUGUUACUGUGCACAUUGUGAAUGUUGCACUGCAACUUGAUUUGAAGAAAAUCGUGAAUCGAAUUGAAAUGGCAAUUUCUGCCAGAAAAAUCGCAAUCCGAUCUUUUCCUAAAAUCGCUCAGCCUCAAGAAGAAGGGUGAGCUUCCUUCAAACUUAAGGACCUAACAGGGGCAACACAGCAGGAGGCAAAAUAAUUGAUAAGAAGAGCUUUGUCAUAGUUGUUAUUACAAUUAAUUGUCCAGCUUUAACAUAAGGCAAACGGGUAUUGCCAUCAAAGUGUAUGAGGUGACGUGGGUGUCCUCAAAUGUUGUUUUUUAAUGUUGCAGGAAUAGGAGGAUUAAUAGGAAUGUUUUAAAACUACAAACUGUACACCAGAUGCCACUGCCUGUCAAUAAAAACAAAGACAACUUUAGUGAAAUGUGAAAAAUGACAGAACUGCAGGGAAACAGCAGAAAUACUUGUGCAUGCAGGGCACAGUUAAUCUAUUAGGUAUCUGAAUUCAACAGCCACUGAUGUGUCGUCUGUUUUCAUAACUCUUAUCUCUGCACCUAAGGCAGAAAUAAACAGACCAUUGUGUUUUUUGUCUGUCUCUUUUUUUUACAGGUUGCAGGUCCAAAGUACCAGCUGAUCUUCCUCAGACUCAGAGGGCAUAAAUGAUCCUGACUAUCCUGGAAAUACACAGGUAAUAACUUUGCAGCUAAUAAACAGGGUUAGCAGUCCGAACAGUAAAUCAUGGAGGGAUUAAAUACAAAAUAAACAUAAUUAUUCCUUUUGAUCACAGGUUUUUUAUUCUAUCUUUUUGCUGCUGUGUUAAAAAACAACAAUGCCACUGCACUUUUGAACAACACAUUUCUCUUGAAAAAACUCCCUGACAGUCCAGUCAAAAAUAGCAGGAGUCAAACAGAAUUAAAAUAACACUUAAGUUGUUUGAACUUCAAACUACAAACUAAGCAUGCAGGUGUUAGUAAUCAGACCGAUAUUAAGGCAGCCACUAGUGCUUAGCAAUUUUAUGGAUUCUGGACAUUAUAAAUCAAUAUUUUUUCCCCAGAAAGUAUAAUUUUUCAGAUGCAAAUAUCGAUACAUUAAGUCUUAUUAAAAUACUCCUUGUUCCGCCCAGCACUCUGCUAGCUGUCCCCCCUUCCUUACCCUGUUUGCUUUGCAGGAAGAGCGGUAAGGUCAGCCAGCCGCUGGUGUUGCUGUAAAGCAUUUCUAGCAAGUAUCCCAUCUAGAUACUGUCUUUACACAGAAGAAGAGGACAUUCAAGAAAUGGAGGGGAAUAUAACUCCAGCACUGUUAUGCUCAAAAGUAGGAACGCAUCGAAAAUUUGGCCACCAAAAAUCUUUGGCUGAAGAUGGCCCAAAAGUGCAUUUUCGGUUUUCGGCUGAAACACUUUUCUCAUUGAAACAACAUGGCCGAAACAAAUGUAGUGAUGACACAAGCAAAAACCGCAACCAGCAUGCACUUGUCUGGAUAAGAGCCAACAUGUCUGUGGUGUGGAUGUAUUCCAAUGUACCUGAGAACUUGGAUAGCAAUUAGCAAAGCGUGUACUGCAAACAUUUGUAGAGGGGGUGCAACGAGUUUCUGGUUUCAGGUGAUGAAUCAGGUUUAAUUCACCACCUGAAAUCCAAACAUCCCAAUCACCAUUCUGAAUAUGAGAAUGCUGCACAGAGCAGGAAAAUUCCUCUGAGCUUGCCCACUCCGUCUGCGGCAGAUGUUGUAGCCAUAUACACAAGCGGGCAUUGGGGGAAGUUUAACUUCUUAUUUAUCACUUUUAUCAUAACUUUAACAGAAAUCAACAUUGAAACACAAACUCAUCAGCUCCCGCUCUCGGCUGCCUAAAAUUAAAAACACUGACACUUUUUUCCUCUUCUUGCUGCGUCUCUACCGCUCACAACACUUCUCUUCUUAAAACUUUGAGUUGUUUUUUGCUCCUGACUGGCAGGUGCCAUCUUAAGUUGUAAACCACUCAGAACAUGCAGCAACACACUGACCUAAAACCUCAAAAUUCACCUUGCAAUUGCAUAAAUUAAUAUUUAUUUGAUAUUUAAUAUGAAUUUAUACGUUUGCAAUGCCUUUAUUUUAUAAAGAUUAGUACACAGUCAUAGCCAUAAAUACAAUGGUACUAAUAAUUAGCAUAAUAAUUUCUUUUGGUGUUGCGGUUUUCGGCCAUGGUUUCCUCAUUUUCGGUUUCGUCAGAGAAUUUUCAUAUCAGUGCAUCCCUACUUAAAAGCAGAUGUGUGGGAGCACUUAGGUUUUAAAAGGAAGAAGGAAAGCGUUGAUUUAGAUAAAAGUUUGGCGGUUUGCAAGCUGUGUCAUACAAACGUGAAAUAUUCUGGAAAUACAACCAACCUACGAGCGCACCUAAAACGUCACCACCGGACAAGGUAACACACAUUGGCCGAAUAUUGUGAUAUAUAUUGUAUUGUAUCGGUGAUGACACCGAAGCUAAUUGCUUUCAUUAGUAAAGUCUAUAAAGUAAUGGUAUCAUCCAUGUUUAUCCACCAUAAGUGAAACACUAAGCAGCAUUUAACAAGUUACUGUGUUACUGGAAAAACUUUUGAACAGGCAGAAACUUUGAGUCAAUUUAAAACAUUAGCAUGCUUAUAUAUCGAUGAUUUGACUGGACAUUUUUAUUGGCGAUUACUUAAGAAAACUUUUAGAAAAGUGAUAACUUUAAAAAAAAACUCCUGCAGGAAUAUUUAUGCCUGCUUAUUUGUUUGGGUUGGGUUGAUUCACACUAAAUUGAACAUUGGCAUCGACCUUGACAUCAGGUUUGACAAAAAGUCACACUUUUUAACAUUGUUGCUAUUAUCAGCUUUUUGUGCUGGUCCAAAACUUUUAAGAUGCACUCAUCAGCUCCUUUGCCGAUGCCUGGAUCAGAUUUUUAAACAUCUAACACUGAGAUCUUUUAAUGUUUGAAUUUUAGAUCUUAAAGCUGUUGUUUGAAAGUUGAUGAUUGAAUCAUAAAAGUGGAGAGGAUGUUUCCUGUUUUCUCCUACAGUCACUCUGCUCUGUUUAAAAACCCUUAGCAGCAGUGAAUGAUUAUUAUUUAUUCUUAUCUAAUGACUGAUAAAUAUCAUCACUUCUGACUGAGUAACACACCUUAAUUGUUCUUCUACAGGUAUCUGCAGCUUCACAGCUAUGGAAGAGGAACUAAGUUCACCUCAGGACUUAGCCCAGUGUUACCUACCAGCAGCAGAGGAUGAGAAGGAGAAGGUGAAGGACUUUGUGUGUAAGCACCUCAGAGAAGUGACAGAUGGCUCCCUCUUCGGCUCCAUGGAAGAAUCUCCUGUUAAGGAUCACAGCGUUUGCAGCAGGAGGGACAGGCCGGCUCUGAAUAAAGCUCACUGUAAGAUCCAGCAGGGGGCGGUGUUCUCGGGGAAGAUACUGAGUUUUGAAUGCUCUGUGUGUAAAGAUGGUUCCACCUACAGCCCAAACGACCUCCUGAAACAUUUCCGAGCGGCUCACAAAGGAACUCUCCCCACGUAUCCAUGUGAUCUCUGCAGCUUCUUCACCAACGAGUUCCCUGCUCUUCAGCGCCAUCGCAUCGAGCACAGGAACACUUUGGUCACAUGCGAACUCUGCAACGACGACGUUCAGUACUCUCUUCUCCUGCUCACCAGGCACUACAUCAUGUGUCACAGUCUGAACGGACAGUUUUACUGCGACUGGUGUGAGUUUACAACAAUGGAUGCGGGUACGUUCGUCCAGCACAUCCAUCAUCACAAUGAGAGUCCGUGGAAGUGUACAAAGUGCAGACACAUCAGCUUGAGUGAAGAGGACCACCAGAAGCAUAUGAAAGCUCACUCGGGAACAUUUCCCUUCACCUGUCAGAUCUGUGGGUAUGGAGCAGCGAGGAGCGAGUACCUGAAGAAACACACUGCAGCUGUGCACAAAGAGGAAGCCGACAGGAGAAAUGCGUGGAGGUCUGUAGAGGACAACAUCAGUCCAACAAAUUCAUCAACAGGCUUUAAACUACUGCUAAAAAAGAGUGAGUCACAGGAGGCUCAGAGGAUUUCUAAACUGAACUGUCUCUCCGGGACUUUAUCGAACCAAAACGGCCGCCUAAUCAAACCAGAGAUAUCCUUGGAUGAGACCCACUUUGUAGAUGGGACUGGUGCUAAAAAGGACAAAAUCUGGAGCAAAGGCCCUCAUAACAUAGAGCAGUCAGUGCCGGUCAUGCUCCAGGACUGUGAGAACUCUGCAAGCUCUGAAGCCACAGCUCACACCAGCCCAAAUGGACUGACUGUCCUGAUGGUGAAGAACAAAAUCUCUCUCCCUCCAAACUGCACAACCAAAGUCAUGGGGUUCAAGAUGGUUGAGGGCAAAAAACAUUUGGUCCUCAAAGUGAUCCCGACAGCAAAGCAGGACCCAUCCACUCAGAACGGUUCCCCAGUCGAAGAGGUGGGUUCCUCCGCUUUAAACCCAGCACUGGACAAAAGUAAAGUUGUUGUCGAGAAUGGGGAGGGGUCUCACAGCAGGAGCUCAAAUUCACACUGUUUGGGUGUUUCGCCCAGAAGUGGAUCUAUGCAGAUGGAUCAGGAUGAAAUCAUGACCGUAAAGGUCAAAAUAGAGGAGGAGGAAACUUCUGUUUCCAGUUUAGAUUGCACUCCAAACAGAGAGGAAGUUAGGGCACAAACUAAUCCCUCACUAAGCAGGUCGUCUACCUGUGCAGACACAUUAAACCCCGUGACGAAAGAGUUUGACCAAAGCCACCUGAGUCAGACCACCUGCUCAGAGAGAAGUACGCCUGAUAGUUUCUCAGUUUCUGAUGCAGCCAGCCACAACGGCUCCAAAGUCAGCAAUACUUCAGGAAUAUGUGCAGGUAAGGUCACUGGUUUAUCUUCACCUUCAAAAGUGUGUCAGAAAAACUUUCUUUCCAAACAAGCCACCAAAACAAUCGUGGAGACCUGUGGGACUGCUGAGGAGUUUUCACCGAAUUAUACAGCUACUGACAAACACAGAAGGAACUCCUUCAACACUACAGACAAUGACAGCCGGUCCCCUCAAAGUCCUUCAGAAAAAGACCACCCUGAGAAGAUUAGGAUUGAGAUUCAACAUAAAAACGACCAACAAACAGAGUCAUCCCCACCCUCUUCAGGCCAGAGCAAAGAAAGUGUCCUGAGCCCAGAAAACUGCACGAAAAACUCUUCCCCAAACCAAGAAGUAUUUUCUUUUCACAAUUACUCUAAGGAGUCAUUCAGCACUUCCACUAACACUACUCACAAUUCUGACUGCAUGCCCAAACGUUUAGCAGACAAACACAGUAUUUCAGAGUCAUCACCGCGAAGUCCAAGUUUAGAAGAAUCUCUAGAAAUGACAGGGAAUGAUUCAGAGGAAGACACAAGUCUAAGAGAGAAUCAGGAAUUAGGAGACAGUGACAGUGAGGUAAAUGAGUGCAUAGUCGAUUAUCCUCCGUCAGAGGAUGAAAAUCCUGAGUCAGUGCUCCAGGACUUCAAUAUAAUCAAGAUAGAGGAGGAGAACAUUCCUAUUUCCAAAACCCAACCAGAAACGAAGAGCAAUCCAAACUCCUGUGGCAGUUUUGUCGAGGAACACUCCGAUGCAAUCAUCACCCAGCAGCUCAAUAAAGAAAGAGGGGAAAGAGUGAAAUCCUCAAGUGCCAGCACAGAUUCCCUAAAACAAACCAAAACUACUCUACGGAUCCUCCAGCUGCCUGAAGGUAAGCAGCCGGUCCUCCUGAGGACUACUGAGAACCGAUACACGAUGCCAGUGCAGGUCAAAGCCAGUCCGGGUUUUAAGCUGAUCACCAACUCGACAAACCCUCAGAUCAAUGUUUCCUACAUGACUCCAGGUUCAGAAAGAUCGCGGAAACCUGCGGCCCUCCCUCUCAGUCCAAACAACAGGGGGACGGGUGCAUCAGUACCAAAGGGAGGGUCUUCUGAAAAAGGGACAACACUUCUCUCUGCUGUCCAACCAGGUCUUGGCACCACCUCCAAUCACUACUUUAUCAACAGCCCAGGAUUUAAGGGGCCAGUACUCCUCUCUAGUACACCACAUAAUACUCCUACUGAUAAAACUGCAAAGACACAGCAAACUUGCUACUUACUGCAAAGAUCUGUCCCACUCGGUCAGACCCCAAGUACUCCUGGCCUCAGACUUGCAAGCACUCAACUGCCCCUGAGCUCACGGCCAGUCCUUGCCAUGCCUGUAAACUCUGCAGACAAACCCAGCACUCUGCAGCCCGGUCGUCAAGCAUUCCUGCUCCGAUACAUCUCCCCCCCUAAAUCAGGCCUUCGACUGAACAACCAGGAGGCUCCAAAUAGCCAAACCAAUGAAAGUGCUGGAAAUAAAGUCAUUUUUAAAAUCGUCACCCCCACUGGUAGCCUUCUUACGAGUGGAGCUCCUGCCUCAAGCAGUCAACCUUUGUUUUUAGCCACCAGACCGCAGACACAGUGUUUUCUUGUUUCAUCCAACAAAACUAAUGCAAGCACUCCAAAUGCAGUAAAGAAACUGAUCACUAUACAGAACAGUUCGCAAAGAGAGGUCAAAGACUCCUUCAUUUCCACCGGUCAGGUGAAUGUAACCGCACCCCAGUGUGACGCAGAGAAACCCAUUCUUGCCCCAAGGCCCAUCCGACCUCCGAGCCAAAGGAAAAGGCGCAGGAAAGCAUUGUUUGACGAGCUUCCAGAGACGGCGCACAAAGUUAGGAGGCUCGCUAACAAAGUAGUAACUGAGAAAGAGACCCCUGUGUUAUGGAAGCCUGUAGCCAAAGACGUUGAGAGGACGCUGAGACUUGCCCCGUUCAGCUCUCUACAGCAGGUUAAAUGCCCCCGCAGGUACCAGCCUGUGGUGGUUCUCAACCAUCCGGACGCUGAGAUCCCUGAGGUGACCAGUAUAAUGAAAGUGGUCCACAGGUACAAAGGUGCUGUUUCUAAAAUCUCUCUGUCUCAGCAAACUGUCCAAGCACUGUCUGAACUUGGUGCUAAAGGAGAGAGCUCCUUGACCAAAACCGGGUCGUAUCGCAGCGACGAUCCAACACCUCGGCCAGUUCGGAGCUCUGUCCGAGAACGAUUCCUCCUGAAAAUGAAGCUAAAGAAAAAGAGCAGGAAAAAGUACCAGGUGGUGGCCCCAUCGUCAGGGUGCAGCCAAGACCCGGUGGUGUUUACCUGCUGGUUCUGUGGUCGACUUUUUAACAGCCAAGAGGAUUGGAUUGGCCACGGUCAGAGACACCUCAUGGAGGCCACCAGAGACUGGAAUAAACUGUUCUGAAGGUUUCCUGUGGGUUGGUAUCAUGGAACAAAUGGUUGAAGUUGUAUAUUUUUAUAGUGACCUUCAACUUUAUGUUUGUAAUAUUUCAGUCCUUGUAAAUAUAUAUUCUUAAGUGAUCCAUAGUUUAUCUUUCAUAGGUGCUUAUUCUGGUAAAUAUGUACAGACCUUCUACACACAGGUUAGAUCUAUCUGUGAAAAUGGUACACUGUAAUGUAAAGAGCAUACAGCAAGGAGGCGAUGUCAGCACAGGUUAAAAACAGAGUCAGAGUCAAUAACUCAGGUGAUUUAUAUUAAUCUGCUUUGUCAUUUUUCUGAUGAAACCCUGCUUUGAGGGACUUUUGUAUUUUUUUUUCCUGCCCAUGAGGACAGGUAAGUGUACAGGUUAAAGCUUGUUGUUUUAUUCAGUCCUUUUGUGCUUGUGACAGAGAGAAGUUUGGACCCAAAUAGUUCCUUUUUUUACAAUCUUUUAAGUAAAAGAGAAAUAACUUUACACUACGCUACAGUCAGGAGGAGUUUACAGUCUGUCUGUCAGGAUUAUGUUCAUGCAUGUGUCCUUGCUAAAGUAGAUUUAUCCACUGUUAUCUCCUCAUUCUGUUCUUAUCAAAUACAGUUUUCUCUUAAUACAUUGGCGGGGACGUCUCAUGGCUGUAUUUUAUGAAAUAUUUAAAGGGAUAUUUCAGUAUUUUUUAAAGCGAGUUUGUAUGCGUUAAAUGUAAGUGUAUUGGCCUCAAUGGAUGUUAGGCUCCUAUAAUAAGAAAACCCCAGUAGUAACAGGAGGACACAAGGUGUGGUACAUUUUUCUGCUGACGUGGCUGGAUCUGUAAUUUAGCUAAUUUUGAGACACUGACCCAAAGCACUCAUCUCAGUUUAAGGACACAGACUAAUGAGGAUUUUUUCAGUGCUUUACUUAGUCAUCAGAAAGUCCAUUUGUUUUUGCUCUGUUUGCAGAUGCAACAUGCAGAAAGGCUCUUCCACCUGCAGCGCUCUGAUCAGCUGUUCAGGUCUGCAGGCUUGGAUGGUAGGAUCACACUAAGUAAUGAGUGAUUCUGACAGCACAAAUGACCUACCAUUAGUUACUGAAAAUUAUGCAAAACUAAGAUGCAAAAAGAAGAAAAAUCCUCCUUAAAUAAUUCCUGAAUGGGGAAGGAAGUAGGUAUCAAACAGCAUCUAGUGUUCAGUGCAGCAGUGGACUCUGAUUGGUGAUGGUCUCAGACUGCUGCUGUACUCAGAUCCUAAAGAUCCAGAGGUGCUGUUCGUAUCAAGUCUCACUUGAGUUUUUCUGUUUUGGGGGAUCAACUCACAGUUUACACAUAUGAACCACUAGGUAACCCUCCUGCUCUCCAGUUGACACAGAAGUUUCUCUGCUUUUGCCUUCGGUGCAGAGUCGCCUUUACCUCUGUAAACCCUGGUUCAUAGAGGUGUCCACAUGAGUGUGCAGCAAACAGCUGAUCAGUGCUGCACGUCUGUGUGUUUUAUCUGCAAAAAACAAACAGGCUUUCUAAUAGCAAAGCUCAGAGUCGAGAAUUUUCCCUGUAUCGUGCGCUAAACUGAGAUGAGUGUUUAAGUCAGAGUUUCUCAAAUUUGUAAAAUUAUGUAGCAGAGUAAAGCAGCUGGGCAGACCGACAUCCACUGUGGCUCCAAAUCCAUAAAAUGCGACCCAUACAACCUACUUUUAAAAAGACUGAAAUGCCCCUUUAAGCAGGGACGUCUCAUAGCUGUCUGUACUGGAGACAGAAUACUCAUUUCCACAAAGAGCCCCGCUGUUGUUUUAGUUUUCUCAUUUUGUCUUUAGCUGUUUGUCGUCUGAUCCUGUAAGUCAUUUAAUCCAAGUUUUACUUAUGAUUUCUCUCUUGCAGGUUUUGUACCCAGAUUUUACUUUUUGUUAUUUGGUUUAAAGUUUGUAAUUUGACAUCAAAGUCGCUUCUGAACACCAAAUAAUGUCCGAUAUCAUCAUGUUUCAGAAACACCUCAAACACACUUCAGCCAGGUGUCGGAUGACUUGCAGUAUUUUUUCAAACUUUUAGAUCAGCUGAGGUCAUGGCUGUUUUAUUUCAACGAGUUUAUCCAGAAAUUUCUAAAUGAUUAACUUUGUCACCCGUUUUAAUAUCAUAUCAUUAAGUUUGACCAUUUUUCAUCUAAUCAUGUUUUUAAUCUCUGAUAAAUACUAGGAGGGCAAGGUCUUCAAAGGUCUGUUCAAUUUUUGACCAUCCAACACCAACACAUUUCUCUCUAGAAUGAAUACAUUACCUUUUCAAAUGAUGACAUUUUCCUAAAAUAAAAGAAUUCCUCUUGAAUUAAAUACCCUACCAUUCAUAAUGAAACUGUUACCAUAUAAAUUUGAAACAUUACCUCUAUGAGGAAGACAUUUGUUUUCAAAAUUUAAUACGUUACCCUCUAAAAUAAAUACAUUUUCCUCGUAAAUGACACCAGUUCUAUUUUAAAUAAUUUCAUGACCCUCCAAAAGAAAUGCAUUAUCAUAUCUAAUAUAUUAUAUAUAUUCCCAAUGGAAUGGAAGUGCAUAACUCAGAAAUUACAACAGUACCCUUUGAGGUUAUUCCAUCAUCCUGCCCUCAAAAAUAAAUUCAUAAAUUUACAGAAUAUUUCCCCACAUUACAAAACAUCACAACCAUUUACAUUUGAUGCAUUUCCUUCAAAUUAUGUUGAGCUGUAGCUGUCUGAUAAAUAUUAUGACAUAAUAUUGUGAAAGUGGGUUGGUCAGUGUUGGUGCAAAAGGAACAGCUAACAAAGUUUGGGGAAAGGCAAAAGUUUACACACAAAGAUAAUUCUUCAUUUCAAUUUCAGUUUGUCCAAUCAGUAGUUUCUGUUACGAGUCAGUCAUUUCAGGAAUGAUUUAUUGUUUUAUCCUGUUUUAUUCUGUUUUAUUCAGUAGAGUUUGAAACUGUCCUUGAGCUCUGAAUGUUACCUGUGUUUGAACUCGUCGUCACCUUUCAUGAAAUCACUGUUCUACUGUAACCUGCUUGCUGUUUUCAGCUCAGUGUGCUCCACAUACUUUAUCAAUGUUACAUUGAUUUUAUUCUUCCAUGUGAACAUGACUUUGUGUUUUUGUCUUCAUGCUUUUAAUAAUUGCAUUAAACAAAGAACAAACAUUGAACUUUAUGUUUUAAUCUGUUAAAUAUGCUGCAGCAACAAAAUGCACCCAUGGUAUCUUUAUUUUUGAUUUUUACUGUUUUAAAGGUUCCAAAAAACAAGCUUUUAGCAAUGUUUUAGUAUUUAUUUCAUUGACAGAAGGAAGAGGGUGAACUUAGACAUCAUGUCUUAUUGAAAAAAUUCAAACAUAUUUGAGUUUACUCCUAAAAUAAUGGGAAUUGAUGAUUUUAUGUUGGUUUAUUUUACAGUUUAGCAUAGAAACUGAAAGCAGUUAACUCUGAUUUAAUCACUUGAUGGAAUUUGACUAAUGUCCCUAAAGAUUAUGUGAACAGAAUUAAGAUUCGUCUAGGGUCAGCCAGAGUAUGGCUGGUUUAGUGUUAUUGUGAGGUACGUUUAUUAAGUGACGAUGGGUCUUGUAGCACUUUUCACAAAUAACUGUCUCAUGGUGCUUCACAUCAAAUUAAAAAGUGCAACGUAUAAAGUCAAUAAAAUGAAUAAAUCAGAGUUUCAUAAGGUAAUGAUGAAACUUUUAAAAAACAGCACAACAUUAACCAGUAAAAGAAAAAAGGAUUGGUGUAUGGUAGGUUUAAAUUUUCUCACAUUAAAGCUAAUUUUCUUUUAUAAUAAAUUCAUGUCAAACAGAAAUGCUGAGUUACAAACCCCCUUGGCUUCAGAAAACAAGUUUAGGUCUCUGACAGUGAAUUAAGUUUUGAUUUUCAAGUGUUUUCUGUAGUAUUUCAAGUUGCAGUCAGCUUUUAUUGUCCUUUAUGUGUAUUAACACAUUAUUAAAGGGGUGCCAUAAUGUGUGUAUAAAUCCCCUACCCCACAGUCCGUCAAAACCAUGUUAGCUGCUGUCUGGUCUGUGUGGUUUAAAAGGAUUGGUGCCCUUUCUGAGUCGGUCUCCUCUCUGUUAGUAAUACCGGAAACACCCAGAAGAGAGCAGCACUAUCUUAAACAUCUCUGCCUCCUGGUUUGAGCUGAUGGAAAUGACUGUUUUCUUCAGGUCCAACAGAGGAGUUAGAGAUGGACCACUUAAUUCUGAAGGGAGGACACCCGGCCAUAAUGUGUAAUAUAGGUUUACAAAAUGUGUAAUACACCCUUUUCGUCAAACCCCAGCUGAGUGCUGCAGUGUUGGAGUGCCCCCUGAAAAUAACCAGCGGUGAAGGAGAAAGCUCUGACUUUGAGAAAAUGCAUUAAGUGGCAGUUUGAAGUAAUGUGUGUCUAAACCAGACAGAAAUUAUGGUCAAAUAUUCCCUCUUAAAAUACGAACGAACAAUAUUGCUGCUGUUUAGUGGUUCAUUUCCAUCUGGAGACAUCACUCCAUCCUGGUCAUCUUGUGGGAGACUACAAUGCUGAUCAACGCCGUACACUGUGAUUGAUAAUCUUCCCCUUUCAGCCAGAGAGCAAGAAACUUCUUCACUGUCUUUGUUCAGCAGUUUCAGUUUGGUCUUAGUUUUCCUCUUAGCUUUUGAAAAUAGACAGAAAUGUGUUUUGAUGAGCAAACUCCACAGCCUGAGAUUAUGACGGGGAGCGUUUGACCCUUUGCUGCACUGUCCUCGUUAUUCUGGCAUUAAAGAGUGUGGACUUCACAUGUAAUUCAAGGUGAUACAUGUCAUAUAUUCAGACCAUUAUGAUAACUAGUCAUUUAGCAUUUUUCCAUCAGAUAUCUUGAUGUCUUAACCUGCCAUACAGCAGUAAGCAAACCAUCCAAAAGCCAGGGUCCAAGUCGGAAAGGCUCUGAUUGUCCUCCAUGCAGAUUGAAGGAAGGAAAAAAUCACUCCCUACACGCCUCACACUACAGGACAAUCUGGCAAGGUAAUCACAAGAACCACCUGAUAGUAAAGCCUUUGCUGACUUUUAUUGGAAGGCGGAAUCGGGCCAAAAUCACCACGAUAACAUCAAAGUGUGUGUCUCGCUUCAGCUCCCUCUGUAACCUUUACUGUGCAUCAUUGGCUAAGGUCACUGCACCAGUCAAGAAGCUCAUCAGUGGCAAGGUGCCAGGUGUGGAGGAGAUUUGCCGUGUGAUGCUAAGGGCUCUGGACAUAGCUGGGCUGUCUUAAGUGACAUGCCUCAUCAGUGUUGUAUUGAGUUCCUGUGGAAGGAAACUCCAGCCAAUCCCUGUACUUUGACCACAGGAGGAACGGGGAGAAUUCUGUUCUGGAAAUUGCAUGGACCAACUCGUUCCUCCUGAGGGGUUAGUCUGGAAGGUGUAUGGAAGUUGGGGUUUUGGUUCAUAUUGCUAUGAGCCAUCUGGUCUUUCUUUGACCAAAGGGAGAUCUGUGUCCACACAAACUCACACACAUUCCUGGUUUCUUCCAGGGUGCUCCUAGUUGCUGGUUCCACACGAUCUCAAGGUGCAGCCUUGGGAGCAUGGUUUCAGUUUGAUGGCCCCAGAAUAUCACCUCAGCUUUUGCAGAAGAUGUGGUUCUGUUGGCUCCUUCAAGCUUGGACCUCUAUUGGGCUAUACUUGCAGCUGAGUGCAAAACAGCUGGGAUGAGCCUCAGCACCUCUAAAUCCAUGGAUCUGAGCUUGAAAAUUGCGGCGCUUGCCAAAUCGGGGAGUGAUUCUCUGGACUGUUGUGGUGAAGGGGGAGCUGAACCUCCAAAGCUACGACUUCAGUAGUUGAUCUACACUCUGACACUCACCUGUAGUCAGUCAUGAACGAUGGGUAGGGGCUAAAAGACCCAAAGUUGAUCUAAAACAUUGGGAAAUGUCUGUUCAAUUUGGCAAAUUAACAGUUAUUUACUCACAUUUUAUUUACUCUAGUAGCAGGAGUGUUUGGAAAUCAGGGUUUACCUGAUCUAAGACUGACUUUGCUGUGAGGCCUUCUUGCUAGAAUAAGGUAAAGGUGCUUUAGUUCUCACAAGACAUCUAACAAGAGCUCACAAGCCGAUCACUGAGUGCAGCAGAUCAUUUCCUUGAAGUAAUAAUCAUCAUAAUAAUCAUUUUGCACUGCAGACGCAGUAGUUCUUCUGCCUUAGCAUCUCGGUCUGAUUGCAUUUCCAUGAAGUAAUAAUCAUAAAUGUUCUUCCUUGAGCUGAGGAACUCCACUGCACUCGGUGAUCGACUCGUCUGGGCUCCCCCACAAACAAGCGGCUGCUGGAAGAGAUUGGGUGAGUUGUGUUUAGUCUCUUUGCUUAAGAAAUCAGGCAAAGCUAAAAAGAUGUUUGAUGGCUAGUACUAUGGCUGGGACCCUAUAUGUACUGUCGAUGGAGUUAGGUGCUGUUCUGAGAAUUAUUUAUGAUUGUUUUCAGUGUUUGUGCAUUAAGGAUAAAAUUUAAUCUGGUCUUGAAUCUAAAAAUUACCUGGCGAAAGAAGGAAAUGGAUGGAUGGAUUUUUUAAUAUUAGUGUACACUCUAUUUUAAUUGUUACAAAUAGUUUAAAUUGAAUGAUGUUGAAUACUUACAUUUUAUUAAAAAUGUUACUCAAUACAUUUUUAAAUAAUCUAAUAAGAGUUGAUCUGUUGGUGUAUAUUCCUCCCACUGGCCCAGUAACAGGUCAUCCAUGUAGUAAAUAUGUAAAAAUGGGUUUAUUUUACACAGUAAAGGAGCACAGCAUAAUUUUAAGUUUAUUAUUUUCAUCAUAAAUAUUGUUAAAUCAAAUGCAUAUACCACAGGGUUGUGCAUAAAUUUGACACAUUAAAACACUCCCACAGAUGUGCAGAAAAGCCUUAUUUAUUCAUAACCCUAUGAAUACUGAUUUAAUUAAUAAUUGUUAAAUAAUAUUAGGUCUAUUUUUGUCUUACAAACCCUGGCAGCAGUUAUUUUAAUGUAUGUAAAUGUUAUUUAUUGUCAUGAAUAUUGUUAAAACAAAUAGAUGCAUAAUAACAGUGUUUGUCAUCCAGGCCCAGGCAGCAGAAACACAGUUUAUUUAUGCAUUAAAACAUUAUUUAGAGUCAUGAGCUGUUAAAAUAAAUGGAUGUAUGAUAAUAGUGUUUGUCAUACAGGCUCACUCUGCAGGAGCUCGGGCAGGUCUGCAGGCUUCUCUGGGCUUUAAAAUAGGUCAUGUUCACAUCAGGGACGUCUGAAUAAUUUUUCUGACUCGUGUGCUGCUGAAGUGGUUCAGGCCAGAGGCAGAGGAAGAGGAGGAAGAGGAGAAAGAGGAGGAAAGCUGAGUGUGGGGGGAGGGAAGGGGGUCUCUCACAGUCACAGAGGUUAACACACACAUGAACAUUUAAAAAAAUCUGAUUUAAAAUCUUUCACUGUGUGUUUGGUUAGACUCCACUUAAAGACAGCUCAUCCAUUUCUGUCACCACCACACAACUCUGAUGCUGCCAGGGCUGUAGGGGGAACAGGUCCCUCAAGGUUAGGGCUGUCACAGUUUAUAGAUAUUGACAGUAACCCCCCUCCUUCAAAAUAUGAAUAUUGAUAUCGUGCUUAAAUUAAGCAUUCGGUAAUGCCAUGAGUCUAAAGUAGUGGUCCUUGUGAGCUCACUUUGAGCAGCUAAAUUCCAGGUUUUACUCUGAAUCCAAAAGCAACGUUUGAGCUUGUGACUUUUUUUAGAUUACCAAUCAACUGAAAGUUUACUCUGUUUAAACACAUCUCUAACUGUUUUCAUUCAGUUCUGCUAAAGCAUCAAAACAUCAGAUAUUCACUUCAAAAUAUCAUGAUAGUGAUAUUAUCGACACAAUGAGUCAAACUGAGGAAACGCGAGAAAAGAGUGAAGAUCCAGGUUACUGAUAAACAAAAUGUUGACAUGUCAUCAUUCAUUUCCAGUGAUGUUUAAAUUUAUUAUUCAUUAAUCAUUGAACCUUCUCUGAAUGUUGCCUCAUUAGACCAAUUUUUUAUGCUUUUAUUUUGAAAUAUAAGCUAAUAAAAACAAAGAAUGAUUUGAAAAUAUAAAUGGAUUGAUUGGUUAUCCAGAGACACUAGCGCUAAUGUUUUUGAUUGCAGUAAAUCUUUGACUAUUACUUUUUAAAAGUGUCAAAUGGGCUAGCUUUUUUUUUAAUCUCUCUAACUAACCAGUGUAAAAAACUACCUCUUAUUUUUAGCCUGAUUUUAAUGUUUCAUUUUUCGUAUAAGACAGCUAUGGCCAUUUCUGGCUCAACAAGACUCAGCUCUUUCGGCUUCCAAUGGCUCAUACCACCCACCUCAGAUGAGGUAACGGUUGCUGCGACAGUCCGUGUUUGCAGUUUCUCCUUCUAUUUCUGCUUCUGCUUGCCGACUUUAUUCAUGCGCAGAUGCAAUAGAACAAAAGAAAACAGAUUAUACCUUAAACAUGCACCGAAUAGAGCAGAUUAUUGGGUGUAAACCUCUGUGAUCUCAUUAAUACUCCAAUAAUGACCUUUAUCUGGUAAUGAAGAUCAAAUCAUGCUGUUGACAUGACGACUUGAGCAGCAAGGUAUUCUUGUAUCAGAUAACAACAGGUUUAUCUGUGUGCAUGAAAACACACUCAAUCAUUCAAUCAUAUACAUAUAAAAAACACAUAUUUAUAUGUAUAUAUUUGAAUGUGAGUGUGGUGUGUGUGUGUGUGCUGAUCAGUGAGCAGUCCUGCCGUAGAAAAUGACCUUUAGAUGAAGCAGAGGGAGAACAGUGAGUCAUGUUCACAGUUAGUCUUUAUUGGAGUGCAGACGACACACAGUGCUCACACUGACACUGACUGUUUAAAGGUGUCGCUUUGUUUCUCACACUGAAGGUGACACACAUUUAAUGUCACAUCGAAGAAUGUCUGUGUGUUUGGACAGAAUCAGUGUCAUUAUCACAGGUGAACCUACCCCACCCCCACACAGGAAGACGCUUAAAGCUGUCGUAACGCAGAAACACAACAACACGUCACAUGACGAAAAUUGUCAUGUCAGCUGACCUCAGGUUUUCACACCGAGAGACGUCGACUGAUUGUGAAUGCCUGUG
Messenger RNA from Xyrichtys novacula (pearly razorfish), 19209 nucleotides. Lineage: Eukaryota; Metazoa; Chordata; Actinopteri; Labriformes; Labridae. The record is from the annotation of a GenBank genome assembly.